AUGUCGUUUACGCAAUGGGUCGAUCUCGGAAGGCGUAUUGUCGAUUUCGGAUUCAUCUCCACAGCCAUUUCUGCACUCUUCUUCAUCCUUCUCACUGUGUAUUUCGUGAAGGAGAAGGUCGGCAGCUACCGUUACCUCCUCUUGCUUCUCCCGAUCACCGGAUUCUUCUUCGUCUCUUUCGAAUUUCUACUAGAUCCAGUAAGUAUCAGAAUCCCAUCUUGAGGAUUCGAUUUCUUGCAGUUCUUCCACUCCUACAACACGGGAAUCACCCUGCUGAGCAUGUCGACCUCCCAUUCUGUGUCCAUUGAGCUCAUGACCGCUCUGCUCGGCGUAUACACGUGUCUCUACGCAAUGACCAUUUCAACUCUGGCUCUCCAGUUCAUCUAUCGCUAUUGGGCAGUUUUCCGACCGAGAUAUAUCAAAACGUUUUUCAAUGGUGCUCGGUUUUCGUUUUCAAUUGUUUAUCUCCUCGUUUUCGGUGUUUUCUACGGAGGAUCCAUUUACACGUUCACUAGAAUGGACGAAUACGCGACAAUGUACUUGAAAGACGAUGUGUUCGAAAAGUACGGAGUAUUUCUGUCCGAGCAACCGUGCCUGACCACUGUCGCUUUCGAUGAGAACGGUUCACUUCGCAGGUCCAACUUUCUGGCAAUGUUCGCAAUCACUCUCACCAUGGUAUUGUCAUCUUUCGAGUCUUUAAUCUAUCCUUAUUCAGGUGUUACAAUAUGGUAUAAUCAUCUACUGUGCAGUUGUGAUGGCCGUCAAAAUGCAAAGUAGACUGUCGAUGCUCUCAGCGAAAAUCCAACGAAUGCACAAACAAUUCUACCACGCACUUCUUCUUCAGGUUCGUCAAUUCUAG
Molecule: messenger RNA, 859 nt
Organism: Caenorhabditis sp. 36 PRJEB53466
Lineage: Eukaryota; Metazoa; Nematoda; Chromadorea; Rhabditida; Rhabditidae
Source: the annotation of a GenBank genome assembly